This is a messenger RNA of Panonychus citri (citrus red mite), 1556 nucleotides long. RefSeq names its product mitochondrial import inner membrane translocase subunit TIM44-like. The record is from RefSeq and is a predicted model, not a curated record. NCBI's taxonomy places the organism in Eukaryota, Metazoa, Arthropoda, Arachnida, Trombidiformes, Tetranychidae. The transcript has 8 exons. Gene Ontology annotation, cellular component: mitochondrial inner membrane. Gene Ontology annotation, biological process: protein import into mitochondrial matrix. The coding region runs from base 148 to 1497 and encodes 449 amino acids. Gene Ontology annotation, molecular function: protein-folding chaperone binding.
UUGAAUGUUUAUCUUUGGUUAGAAAUGAUUUUUUUUAUUCCUUUCAAUUAACUUAUGCAAUCAAUUUAAUAAUCAAAUUGUGAUUUUAUUUUCUCAUCAAUGGUAUUGUGAUCCUCUAAUUAGAGGAGAAUCUUGAAUUAGUCAAACAUGUUCAAUGUCGUUCGCUAUAAUCAAUUUUGUCGUUACUAUCAAACAAUCGCCAAACAUCAACAUCAACACCAUCACAAUUUAACAAGAUCGGUGAUUAGUCAACAGAAUCAAGUUGAUGGAUUUACUUAUUGUGUACAUAAAAGAUAUUUAUCUUCCUCUGAGAGGAAAGGAUUUUUUGGUCAAGUUUUCGACAACAUCAAACAAGAGAUCGCCAAGAAUAAGGAGAUGAAGGAAAAUAUUAAAAAGUUUAGAGAAGAAGCACAAAAAUUGGAAGAAUCGGAAGCGUUGAAAAAAGCUAGAGAAAAGUUUGAAGCCAUUGAAGCAGAAACAACCAAAGGAUCUGAGAAAGUUAAAGAACAAUUGAAAUCGUUGAAAGAUAAAUUUAAGGAAACAAUUGAGGAAGCGAGUAAGACUGACAUUGGAAGACAGGGUAUUAAAGUUAGCGAGGAAUUUGUUAAACAAGCGAAAGCAGCAUCGGAACAAUUAGCUAAACAAGGACAACAAUUAGGAGAUGCAACUGCAUUUAAAGCUGUAAGUGAAGGUGUAAAGGCGAUUAAAGAAGAGGUUGAUGAUGUAACAGUAUCUGGACCUAGAGUUUAUCAACCACCUAGAAAAUUACGUAAACGAACAGAGCAAUUAAACACUGACGACAAACCAAUUGAAGCUAACACGGAAGCGACUGGAGUUGAACUUCAUAAAGACUCUAAAUGGUACAAAAGCUGGGAAAAUUUCAAAGAAAACAAUCAAUAUGUGAACAAAGUUUUCGAUUGGAAAAUGAAAUACGAUGAAAGUGACAGUCCAAUUGUUCGUGCAUCCCGAUUGGUUACCGACAAAUUGGGUGAAAUGUUUGGUGGUGUUUUCCGAAAAACUGAACUAUCCGAGGCCUUAACCGAAAUCUGUAAGAUGGAUCCUAACUUUGAUAAAGCAGCGUUUUUAAGAGAGUGUGAAGUAGACAUAAUACCAAAUAUUUUAGAAGCCAUGGUUAGAGGUGAUUUAGAGAUAUUACAAGAUUGGUGCCAUGAAUCGGCUUUCAGUAGAUUAAAAGUUCCAAUUGACACGGCAAUCAAAUUAGGAUAUAAAAUGGAUUCCAAAGUUUUAGAUAUUUCCCAUGUUGAUCUUGCUAUGGGACAAAUUAUGGAGCAAGGGCCGGUAUUGAUUAUUACAUUUCAAACUCAGCAAAUUAUGUGUGUUAGAGAUGGUUCUGGAAAUGUAGUUGAAGGAGAUCCAAACGCGAUUCUUAGAUUCCAUUAUGUUUGGGUAUUAUGUCGAGAUCAAGAAGAGCUUAAUCCUAAAGCAGCUUGGCGACUUUUGGAUUUAUCAGCAAAUAGUCAACAACAAUGGUUAUGAUUAUGUAGAUUUUUGAGUUCUAAAAAUAUAAAAUUAAAUGUUCUUUGUAAAUUAACAAA